Molecule: messenger RNA, 39431 nt
Organism: Coregonus sp. 'balchen'
Lineage: Eukaryota; Metazoa; Chordata; Actinopteri; Salmoniformes; Salmonidae
Source: the annotation of a GenBank genome assembly
AUGGUUGCAUGGGAGGGGCGUAUAGUCACCUACGUCAUUGGCAUUUACCUGCACAGGUUAGGUAGGCAAUUUAUAGCCCAAAGUAUAGCCUACCACUCACCGACCCCAGACCAGCCCACACACUCUUAGGGAGCUCUGUGUGACACACACUUAUAUCGUUUUUAACAUUUACGCACACUUGUUGCGCAAAGGCAAGGUAGUCUUAAAAAAAUAUUCAGAACAUUGACUCACCAAUGCAUUGGUUUUUGUCAGUAAGGGAGUUGAACCAUUCAGUCAUGGAUGACUAGUAUAGCUGUUGUUAUACUAAACAUCUGGCUCCUAGCAGACUUGGAGCCGUUCCAAUGCCCAUAAAAGUGAAUCCCACUAUAAUUAUACUGGACUGUUGGCAUGUGGAACACGCCACACACAACUGAUCCACACUAUGGUCCAAUUUAGGGUCUGCUGCAUUCAUGACUGCUCUGUAUCUACAGUAUCCAUUCUAUAAGAACUUCAGUAGAAGUAGAUGUGUUAUGUGGACAUGAUAUCAGACAUACACAUUUUAAAGCAAGUUAAUAUUGCAAUUUCAAGAAGGCACAUGCAAAGGCAUAUCCAGGGGAGUACGUGUCUCCUUUCCUCUGCAGGAGCUUCCAAAAUGUGAAUAAAGCUUUUAGUCAGUGUCAUUUUAGUAGCCUGAAGCAAUCCUCCCAUUGGAAACAAAAAACACAGGUAGUUAAGACAUGCAAAAGCUGCAGAAUUAUUCCUCCUCAGUUUUGUCAUGAAUCGCUUGAAAGGGUGGUUUUGAGGUCAAGACACAACACAGUAAGCCAGCUGGUGAGUUUAGUUGGUGUCAGCCUCUCUAAGUAAAGAGAAGAUACAUUUUCAGGAAGCAAUAAAAGCAUUCUUACCAGAAAAUGUAUCCCUGACUGAAGUGCUUGUAUUAAAUCCCUACUGACAACAACAUUACAUUUUAUCCCUGAUGUACAGUACAGUAGAUGCAAUCAGGUAAAAACCUGAUCACCUUAUCAACGUACAUCACAAAAGGUACAUAACUUGUGCAUUGCAAAGAUAAGCAAAAGGCUGUAUGAUGUUAACAUACAGUAUGGUAUUGUAAGAACUCAAAAGGGAUGGGGAUGUGUUCCUGACCAUUCCAGAGAGAAGAGACAGAUGUGUGUGGUGUUGUGAUGGUGAGGUGAAGCGUUCCCUGCAGGCUGUGUGUUUGAUGUAUCCAGCCUAGUGAGGAGUGUAACAACUCAACAACAGCAUGCCUUUAGUGAUUUAGGCUGCACAGGCCUGUGACCACUGACCUCUCCUCUGUUAACGUUUAACUCCUCAAACACAGCAGGAAAACUCUACGUAAAACAUUCUGUUUUAUGUCUAAGCUGAACAUACCCUGCUGUCUCCAUUUCAGCAUCUGUUUGUCUAUGCAUUGUAACAAUGUUGUUACUAUGUAGUUACAUUGUUAUAACAUGAGUAUAAGCAGGGGUGAAAGUAGAAUACAUUUCCGGUAAGGGACCUCCUAUGUGUGCAUGCGCUUGUCAAAUAAUCACUUCAAAGGGCUCCUUUACUAAGCUACGUGCGCAUGUUCCUUAGUGAUGGGAAGUUCGGCUCUUUUGACUGACUUUGAUCUUUUCAACUCGUUCAGUCAAAAGAACAAAUCUUUCGACCCAUUUAGUUCAUUUGAGUCGGUAAGGCCUAAGCACGUAGUAGUGGCCGCAACCGGACUCGAUUGUGAAGGACUCUUGGCGGAAUGCAUUGCUUGACUGCCGUGAGGGUGAUAAGCACAAUGUCAUUUGUGAACUGCAGCCCCCCAAAUGAUUCGUUCUCGAGUUUGAGUUUGUUGAGCAGAGGCUGUGUAUGUUUUGGUUCUACAAAGCUGUGUCCAUCAUAACAUUCAAUAAUCAAUUAAUUGCAUUCAUUCUUGCAGCAUGCGAUCAAUUAUGAGUUCUAAACAUGUAUUUUUCUUCUGAAACCAAAAACGGUUCUACCUGGAACCAAAAACGGUUUUGCUAUGGGGACAGCCGAAGAACCAUUUUGGAACCCUUUUUUCUAAGAGUGUAGGCCAGAAUUUAUGCAUCCACUGCUGUCCGCGUAUCUCGGCCACUCAUCUCUGCCUUGGCAAAAUGUCAGUGUUCUCGUCGAACCACAUCCCAUUUUGGAGUGUAGGCUAUACCACCCGUUUUCAAGACCAUUCGCUAAUUUUUCAUGCGGUAAUGAUAAAUAGUUGUAUAAUAGCCUACAGUUUUCUUGACAUUUUGUUUUAAUUAUUGUGAUAGGCUCAUGUUUUUACCGGUACGGCGUACCCCCAAUAUCUAUUUUUCCAGGACGUCGUACCGGACCGCACCACCUUACUUUCACUUCAAAGUGUUACCCCAAAAUUGCCAUUAUAUGAUUAUGAUGGCACUGGUCAGCUUUUAGGUUCAACCCUUUACCUACAGUAACUAUCUGUGGCCCUCACAAUCUAUCUGACUGCUGUGUCCACAUAGCCAUAACAUGCAUGAGCCUGAGAACAAACACAAAAUAUCUGAUCCCCACCUUGUAAUAACAAAAAAAGUUUUUUUUAGAUAAAGCUGAUAUCAAGGUCAUAUGCAGUAACUAAAGUAGGGUGUGUGUAUAUGUGAGUGUGUUUGCCAUCGCUCAAGUGUACGCUCUCCUAUACCAGCCUUUCCUUUUCAUGGAGAGAAGAAGAGGUUUGUGUCAUAGUACAAACAAACCUAUUGUGAAUUCAAAUGUUCUAUGUAGCUCAAUUGGUAGAGCAUGGCGCUUGUAACACCAGGGUAGUGGGUUCGAUCCCCGGGACCACCCAUACGUAAAAAUGUAUGCACACAUGACUGUAAGUCGCUUUGAAUAAAAGCGUCUGCUAAAUGGCAUAUUAUAUUAUAUUAUAUUAUAUUAUACUUCACACAUAUCGUUUAUUACCUCACUUCCUUCCUCAGCAGUCCCCACCCAUCACAUCCCCUACUUCAGAAAGCAAAGAAGGCUAACCCACUGUAGGGCCAUAAACCUGAUGUAUAUUAUCUCUUUCUAAGAGACGUGAAGGAAAUACAUGAAACCACAAUAACCCACGUUACUUUGACUUAUGUUACAGUAUGUGAGGUUUUCUUGACAUCAUCUCCUUCCCAUGUUCUCUAGCACAUGAUGCAUUUCUCCUUGCUGCUCUUGUCUUCAUUCAAGGAAAAAUAAGCUAAAGUUGUAUGAUGGAUCUGAUGUUUUCCAUUACAAACUUUAUUCGUCAUGGUAAUGAUAUGCAGAUAACAUCCCCUCUCUCUCUGUUUGCACCGUGCAGUUAAAUAGAACCAGCUUGGCGGGUUUGGAUGCAUUUCUUUCUGGAUCAGUUUACAGAUGGGACUGUUCUAAUGCCAGCUUUUUCUCCAUGAGCAGAAUGGAUCAGCUUUAUAAUGGGGAUGGAGUUUGACCUUUUGUUUCUUGUUUAUGUACUAUUAUAAAGGCAUUCAUAUGCAAUACAUAAGCUCAAGGCCUACAUAACUAUUAUCUGGACAUAUGACUCCUGGCAUUGAUCAACUCACAUAAAUGUUUACAUUGAUUGUAAGGUCGAAGAGCAGUGUGCUAUUAUCGUCAAUAUGUUUGGGGUUUCACUGCUGAGUACAGUGCAUUUGGGAAGUAUUAAAACCCCUUGAAUUGUUCCACAUUUUGUUACAUUACAGCCAUAUACUAAAAUUGAUUAAAAAUUGUUUUUUCAAUCUACACACAAUACCCCAUUAUGAAAAAGCAAAAACAGGAAACCGGAAAUAUCACAUUUACAUAAGUAUUCAGACCCUUUACUCAGUACUUUGUUGAAGCACCUUUGGCAGCGAUUACAGCCUCGAGUCUUCUUGGGUAUGACGCUAAAAGCUUAGCAGACCUGUAUUUGGGGAGUUUCUCCCAUUCUUCUCUGCAGAUCCUCUCAAGCUCUGUCAGGUUGGGUGGGGAGCAUCGCUGAACACAUAUUUUCAGGUAUCUCCAGAGAUGUUUGAUCGGGUUCAAGUCCCGGCUCUGGCUGGGACAUUGAGAGACUUGUCACGAAGCCACUCCUGCGUUGUCUUGACUGUGUGCUUAGGGUCGUUGUCCUGUUGGAAGGUGAACCUUCACCCCAGUCUGAGGUCCUGAGCACUCUGAAGCAGGUUUUCAUCAAGGAUCUCUUUGUACUUUGCUCCGUUCAUCUUUCCCUCGAUCCUGACUACCCUCCCAGUCCCUGCCGAUGAAAAACAUCCCCACAGCAUGAUGCUGCCACCACCAUGCUUCACCUUAGGGAUGGUGCCAGGUUUCCUCCAGACGUGACGCUUGGCAUUCAGGCCAAAUAGUUUAAUCUUGGUUUCAUCAGACCAGAGAAUCUUGUUCUUGUCCUUUAGGUGCUUUUUGGCAACCUCCAAGCGGGCUGUCAUGUGCCUUUUACUGAGAAGUGGCUUCCGUCUGGCCACUCUACCAUAAAGCCUGAUUGGUGGAGUGCUGCAGAGAUGGUUGUCCUUCUGGAUGUUUCUCCCAUCUCCACAGAGGAACUCUGAAGCUCUGUCAGAGUGACCAUCGUGUUCUUGGUCACCUCCCUGACCAAGGCCCUUCUCCCCCGAUUGCUCAGCUCUAGGAAGUGUCUUGGUGGUUCCAAACUUCUUCCAUUCAAGAAUGAUGGAGGCCACUGUGUUCUUGGGGACCUUCAAUGUUGCAGACAUUUUUUGGUACCCUUCCCCAGAUCUGUGUCUCCACACAAUCCUGUCUCGGAGCUCUACGGACAAUUCUUUCGACCUCAUGGCUUGGUUUUUGCUCUGACGUGCACUGUCAACUCUGGGACCUUAUAUAGACAGGUGUGUGCCUUUCCAAAUCAUGUCCAAUCAAUUGAAUUUACCACAGGUGGAUUCCAGUCAAGUUGUAGAAACAUCUCAAGGAUGAUCAAUGAAAACAGUAUGCACCUGAACUCAAUUUCGAGUCUCAUAGCAAAGGGUCUGAAUACUUAUGUAAAUAAGGUAUUUCAGUUUUUUAUUUUUAAUACAUUCUAUAAUUUUUUUUUAUAAAAACCUGUUUUCGCUUUGUCAUUAUGGGGUAUUGUGUGUAGAUUGAUGAGGAUUAUUAUUUUUUUCAAUCAAUUUUAGGAUAAGUAUGUAACGUAACAAAAUUUGGAAAAAGGGAAGGGGUCUUAAUACUUUCUGAAUGCACUGUAUACUGAUUUAACCACACUUGUACUGAACCGAACAGUACUGUACUGGCCUAACAGUUGUCAGGUAACAUUUUAUGUGUCUUUAUUGCAUUUACUUAUGCUCCUUCUCUGCAGGCUUGGUACAGUAUGUAGUACGUCUACAAUCCCAAAUGGACUGCAUGAUUUGCAUGCCCUCUCUCUCCAUUCCUCUCUCUUCUCUCCCCAGUAUUCUAAUCCUCCAUUUGUCAAUACAACAUGAUUGCGCUUUUCCUCCCCCAUCUUUCUCUCUGUAUUUAUUACACACUUUGCUGGACUUUUCCAGGGAGUCCCAUGCUCUGCUGGCGAGAUGCACAAGUCAAGGAUCAGUGGGUAUGGCAGAGGGCAAUGUGGCUUCACUAACUGUUUGUUUUAGCACACGUGUUAACAUGGAUCGCAUUCCCCAGUGACAAAAGAGUCAGCUCUCUGACUGUGAGAGACUAUGUGUAGUUAUGUGUGAGCAUGUGUGUUCAGGACAAGGUAUGAAGUACAAAACAGAUAUUUUCAUGUUUGUAUUCGUAUUUUAUUAAUAGCAACUUGGAGGGGAACAUUUGACGACGACCCCCUCAGGAGACUGAAAAGAUUUGGCAUGGGUCCUCAGAUCCUCAAAAAGUUAUACAACUGCACCAUCGAGAGCAUCCUGACUGGUUGCAUCACUGCCUGUAUGGCAACUGCUCGGCCUCCAACUGCAAGGCACUACAGAGGGUAGUGCGUACGGCCCAGUACAUGACUAGGGCCAAGCUUCCUGCCAUCCAGGACCUCUAUACCAGGCGGUGUCAGAGGAAGCCCUAAAAAUUGUCAAAGACUCCAGCCACCCUAGUCAUAGACUGUUCUCUCUGCUACCGCACGGCAAGUGGUACCGGAUCGCCAAGUCUAGGUCCAAAAGGCUUCUUAACAGCUUCUACCACCAAGCCAUAAGACUCCUGAACAGAUAAUCAUGGCUACCCAGACUAUUUGCGUUGUCCCCCCCACCUCACCCCACCCCCUCUUUUACGCUGCUGCUAUUCUGUUUAUUAUCUAUGCAUAGUCACUUUUACUCUACCCACAUGUACAUAUUACCUCAAUUACCUCAACUAACCUGUGCCCCCACACAUUGACUCUGUACCGGUACCCGUUGUAUAUCGCCUUCCUACUGUUAUUUUAUUUUACUGCUGCUCUUUAAUUAUUUUUUAUUUUAAUUUUUUACUUGUCAAUUUUUUAUUAACACUUUUUUUUCUUCUUAAAACUGCAUUGUUGGUUAAGGGCUUGUAAGUAAGCAUUUCACACUGUAAGGUGUUCGGCAAAUACAAUUUGAUUUGAUUUACUUUCUCAGUACUCCGUACCAUUGGGCUUGUGUGAUUAGAGUUGGGGGUGUCCCAACUUUUAUUGACAAUUACAUUACGUUUAUGCAAAGAGUCAAUAUUUUCAGUGUUGACCCUUCUUUUUCAAGACCUCUGCAAUCCGCCCUGGCAUGCUGUAAAUUAACUUCUGGGCCACAUCCUGACUGAUGGCAGCCCAUUCUUGCAUAAUCAAUGCUUGGUGUUUAAAAGAAUUUGUGGGUUUUUGUUUGUCCACCCGCCUCUUGAGGAUCGACCACAAGUUCUCAAUGGGAUUAAGGUCUAGGGAGUUUCUUGGCCAUGGAACCAAAAUGUCGAUGUUUUGUUCCCCGAGCCACUUAGUUAUCACUUUUGCCUUAUGGCAAGGUGCUCCAUCAUGCUGGAAAAGGCAUUGUUCGUCACCAAACUGUUCUUGGAUGGUUGGGAGAAGUUGCUCUCGGAGGAUGUGUUGGUACCAUUCUUUAUUCAUGGCUGUGUUCUUAGGCAAAAUUGUGAGUGAGCCCACUCCCUUGGCUGAGAAGCAACCCCACACAUGAAUGGUCUCAGGAUGCUUUACUGUUGGCAUGACACAGGACUGAUGAUAGCGCUCACCUUGUCUUCUCCGGACAAGCUUUUUUCCGGAUGCCCCAAACAAUCGGAAAGGGGAUUCAUCAGAGAAAACGACUUUACCCCAGUCCUCAGCAGUCCAAUCCCUGUACCUUUUGCAGAAUAUCAGUAUGUCCCUGAUGUUUUUUCUGGAGAGAAGUGGCUUCCUCGCUGCCCUUCUUGACACCAGGCCAUCCUCCAAAAGUCUUUGCCUCACUGUGCAUGCAGAUGCAUUCACACCUGCCUGCUGCCAUUCCUGAGCAAGCUCUGCGCUGGUGGUGCCCCGAUCCCGCAGCUGAAUCAACUUUAGGAGAUGGUCCUGGCGCUUGCUGGACUUUCUUGGGCGCCCUGAAGCCUUCUUCACAACAAUUAAACCUCUCUCCUUGACGUUCUUGAUGAUCCGAUAAAUGUUAAAUUUAGGUGCAAUCUUACUAGCAGCAAUAUCCUUGCCUGUGAAGCCCUUUUUGUGCAAAGCAAUGAUGACGGCACGUGUUUCCUUGCAGGUAACCAUGGUUAAUAGAGGAAGAACAAUGAUUUCAAGCACCACCCUCAUUUUAAAGCUUCCAGUCUGUUAUUCUAACUUAAUCAGCAUGACAGAGUGAUCUCCAGCCUUGUCCUCGUCAACACUUCCCCCUUCUGAUAACCAGGUGGCGAAUCGCAUCUCUGCAUGUCUGGCCGACAUAUCAGUAUGGAUGACGGAUCACCACCUCAAGCUGAACCCUGGCAAGACGGAGCUGCUCUUCCUCCCGGGGAAGGACUGCCCGUUCCAUGAUCUCGCCAUCACGGUUGACAACUCCAUUGUGUCCUCCUCCCAGAGUGCGAAGAGCCUUGGCGUGACCCUGGACAACACCCUGUCGUUCUCCGCUAACAUCAAGGCGGUGACCCGAUCCUGCAGGUUCAUGCUCUACAACAUUCGGAGAGUACGACCCUGCCUUACACAGGAAGCGGCACAGGUCGUAAUCCAGGCACUUGUCAUCUCCCGUCUGGAUUACUGCAACUCGCUGUUGGCUGGGCUCCCUGCCUGUGCCAUUAAACCCCUACAACUCAUCCAGAAUGCCGCAGCCCAUCUGGUGUUCAACCUUCCCAAGUUCUCUCACGUCACCCCCCUCCUCCGCACACUCCACUGGCUUCCAGUUGAAGCUCGCAUCCGUUACAAGACCAUGGUGCUUGCCUAUGGAGCAGUGAGGGGAACGGCACCUCCGUACCUUCAGGCUCUGAUCAGUCCCUACACCCAAACGAGGGCAUUGCGUUCAUCCACCUCUGGCCUGCUGGCUCCCCUUCCUCUGCGGAAGCAUAGUUCCCGCUCAGCCCAGUCAAAACUGUUCGCUGCUCUGGCACCCUAAUGGUGGAACAAGCUCCCUCAUGACGCCAGGACAGCGGAGUCACUCACCACCUUCCGGAGACAUUUGAAAUCCCCACCUCUUUAAGGAAUACCUGGGAUAGGAUGAAGUAAUCCUUCUACCCCCCCCCCCCCCCCCCCCCCCCCCCAAAAUAAAAAAAUAAAUAAAAAAAUUAUAAAUAAUAAUAAUAAUAUUUUUUUUGUAAAGUGGUUAACCCACUGGCUAUAGGGUGAAUGCACCAAUUUGUAAGUCGCUCUGGAUAAGAGCGUCUGCUAAAUGACUUAAAUGUAAAAUGUAACACUCUCACCUGUGUUAACGAGAGAAUCACUGACAUGAUGGCAGCUGGUCGUUUUGUGGCAGGGCUGAAAUGCAGUGGAAAUGUUUUUUGGGGAUUAAGUUCAUUUUCAUGGGACUUUGCAAUUAAUUGCAAUUCAUCUGAUCACUCUUCAUUACAUUCUGGAGUAUAUGCAAAUUGCCAUCAUAAAAUCUGAGGCAGCAGACUUAGUGAAAAUUUAUAUUUGUGUCAUUCUCAACUUUUGACCACGACUGUACAGUCCCUUUAUCCCCACCUAAUUGCCAUUUUACAUUCGGGUGUAUACACAAGAUGUUCAAACAGGCUAUGUUCCACUUUUUAAUAACUGUUUCUACCGCGUACUGACUAAUUUAGAUAACUUUGAGUACUUAUAUGUCUGUGUGUGAGCAUGCAUGUGCAUGUCUAUGUGUAGAUAUUAAAUCACACACCAGUUGCAAUAAAUCGGUAUGUGAACCAUUCAAUGUUCUUUCCAGAGCUUGUGAGUGUUUCUUGUGGGCUAACCUGUUGAUGCUGUUCAUAGAUUGGGCGUCUGAGCUCAGAGCAGGGUGAUGGCGCUAUUGGUAUGUUGUUGUUGAAGUGUAUCAGUUGUGUAGUUUCUCAAUGACACACAAACAUCUCAACAUCUGGACUCAAUGAACGAAUAGGCACAUUGAUGAAAAGAGCGAAAUGCAGAGGUGUUCUUUCUGUACAACAACAUCCAACAGAUUGGUCUACUGUAGCACUGUUACCACUGCAGCCCUAUCAUAAUAACCCUGAUUCACAAGCAAUAAAAACCCAAAUGGUAUAACUGUCUUGACGUGAAUACUAACGUUAACAUUACAUUUACCCUAUGUACUGAGAGGUGGUUUAAGAACGAAGUUGAGCAGGUAUGCACAGGUGCCUUCCCAAUUCCCGUAUCACAUGGGUUUGGUUUAUUGGCGUGUGUGUGUGUAUGUCUGUGUGUGAGAGAGAAGGAUAAGUGGUGUGUCUGCGUGUCUGUCUAGUUUGUGAGAUUGCUCGAGGGAGUCUCCAGUUUUUUGGCAACGUUCUUUCUAUGUGUUCUUGUCUCGUGGCAGUAACUACAGUGAGGGGGAAAAAGUAUUUGAUCCCCUGCUGAUUUUGUACGUCUGCCCACUGACUGUCACGAUCGUCGUAAGGAAUAGACCAAGGCGCAGCGUGAUGAACGAACAUGGUUAAACUUUAUUAUCUUUAGUGAUAAUAGAAACAACAAUCAACAAAACAACAAACGACUCGUGAAGUCCACGGUAACAAUGACCAACACGGAACAAGAACCCACAAACACAAAGGGAAAACAGACAGUUUAAAUAUGGCUCCCAAUCAGAGACAACCAACGACAGCUGACACUCGUUGCCUCUGAUUGGGAGUCACUCUGGCCAACAUAGAAAUAAACACAACAGAAAGAACACACCCUGGCUCAACAUAUAGAGUCCCAGAGCCAGGGUGUGACAGUACCCCCCCCUAAAGGCGCGGACUGCGACCGCGCCUCAACUUGAACAAAACAGGGGAGGGCUGGGUGGGCAUUCCUCCUCGGCGGCGGUUCUGGCUCCGGCCUUGCCCACCACCCUCCAAUAAACCCCCCAUAGCGCCCCUGGUCCAGUCUGGCCCCGCUGGCUGGAGCGGAACUGGACGCAGCAGGAGCGGUUAGCUUCAGCUCCGUCGUGGAGCAGUUGACCGGUACCUUACCAGGCACCGGUGACCCAGGCACGAGUUGUGCUGGACUGACGACGCGCACCCCUGGCUUGGUGCGUGGAGGAGGAACGGGCCUUACCAGGCUGACGACGCGCACCCCUGGCUUGGUGCGUGGAGGAGGAACGGGCCUUACCAGGCUGACGACUCGCACCCCUGGCUUAGUGCGAGUAGCAGGAACAGGCCGGGCCGGGCUGGCGACGCGCACCCCUGGCUUGGUGCGUGGAGUAGGAACAGGCCGGACCGGGCUGACGACUCGCACCCCUGGCUUGGUGCGUGGAGUAGGGACAGGCCGGACCGGGCUGGCGACGCACACCGUAGGCUUGGUGCGUGGAGCAGGAACAGGCCGGACCGGGCUGACGACUCGCACCCCUGGCUUGGUGCGUGGAGUAGGGACAGGCCGGACCGGGCUGGCGACGCACACCGUAGGCUUGGUGCGUGGAGCAGGGACAGGCCGGACUGGGCUGGCGACGCACACCGUAGGCUUGGUGCGAGGAGCAGGGACAGGCCGGACCGGGCUGGCGACGCACACCGUAGGCUUGGUGCGUGGAGCAGGGACAGGCCGGACCGGGCUGGCGACGCACACCGUAGGCUUGGUGCGAGGAGCAGGGACAGGCCGGACUGGGCUGGCGACGCACACCGUAGGCUUGGUGCGUGGAGCAGGAACAGGCCGGACCGGGCUGACGACUCGCACCCCUGGCUUGGUGCGUGGAGUAGGGACAGGCCGGACCGGGCUGGCGACGCACACCGUAGGCUUGGUGCGUGGAGCAGGGACAGGCCGGACUGGGCUGGCGACGCACACCGUAGGCUUGGUGCGAGGAGCAGGGACAGGCCGGACCGGGCUGGCGACGCACACCGUAGGCUUGGUGCGUGGAGCAGGGACAGGCCGGACCGGGCUGGCGACGCACACCGUAGGCUUGGUGCGAGGAGCAGGGACAGGCCGGACUGGGCUGGCGACGCACACCGUAGGCUUGGUGCGUGGAGCAGGGACAGGUCGAACCGGGCUGUGGAGACGGAUAGGAGACCUGGAGUGAAGAGCGGCCACAACCCGUCCUGGCUGAAUGCCUACCCUCACACACUCUGUGUGAGGCAUCCGCACAGGACGUACAGGGCUGUGUACCCGUACUGGCAUAACAGCACGUGACACUGGAGCAGGAUAUCCGGGACCGCGGAGAGGCAUUGGAGACCACGAGCGUUGAGCCGGCACACUCCGUCCUGGCUGCAUACCCCCCUUCGCACGAUACGUGCGGGGUGCUCGCACAGGACGUACAGGACUAUGCCGGACCACUCGUGGCACAGUACGCCGCUCCGCAUACCACGGAACCUGCCCCGUCCCAUGCUGCCAUGCCUGAGUACGGGAAGUUGGUUCCGCUCUCCUUCCAGGCUCCGCCAACCUGCCUUCUGGCCCCCCUAACCCGGUGGCCUCCUCUCCAAAUCGCCCUGUGGCAGCCUCCUGCUGCCCAGCCGCCCAUGCCGUGUGCCCCCCCUAAAAAAUGUUUUGGGUUGCCUCUCGUCCGUCCGACGAUGACACUGCUGACGCCGCUGCUCCUCUCUCGCCAGGGCCUUAAUCCUAGCCCAAGGUCCCUUGCCCCCGAGCAUGUCCUCCCAGGACCACGAUUUGCCCACCUGGGCCAUCGCCAACCUCUCCAUCUCCUUUCCCGGUGCUUCCUCCCAUGUCCAGUCCAAGAUCUGCCCCUGGACACGCUGCUUGGUCCUUUUAUGGUGGGUUCUUCUGUCACGAUCGUCGUAGGGAACAGACCAAGGCGCAGCGUGAUGAACGAACAUGGUUAACUUUAUUAUCUUUAGUGAUAAUAGAAACAACAAUCAACAAAACAACAAACGACUCGUGAAGUCCACGGUAACAAUGACCAACACGGAACAAGAACCCACAAACACAAAGGGAAAACAGACAGUUUAAAUAUGGCUCCCAAUCAGAGACAACCAACGACAGCUGACACUCAUUGCCUCUGAUUGGGAGUCACUCUGGCCAACAUAGAAAUAAACACAACAGAAAGAACACACCCUGGCUCAACAUAUAGAGUCCCAGAGCCAGGGUGUGACACUGACAAAGACAUGAUCAGUCUAUAAUUUUAAUGGUAGGUUUAUUUGAACAUUGAAUAACAACAACAUUUUAUAAAUUGAUUUGCAUUUUAAUGAGGGAAAUAAGUAUUUGACCCCUCUGCAAAACAUGACUUAGUACUUGGUGGCAAAACCCUUGUUGGCAAUCACAGAGGUCAGAUGUUUCUUGUAGUUGGCCACCAGGUUUGCAUACAUCUCAGGAGGGAUUUUGUUCCAUUCCUCUUUGCAGAUCUUCUCCAAGUCAUUACGGUUUCGAGGCUGACGUUUGGCAACUCGAACCUUCAGCUCCCUCCACAGAUUUUCUAUGGGAUUAAGGUCUGGAGACUGGCUAGGCCACUCCAGGACCUUAAUGUGCUUCUUCUUGAGCCACUCCUUUGUUGCCUUGGCCGUGUGUUUUGGGUCAUUGUCAUGCUGGAAUACCCAUCCAUAACCCAUUUUCAAUGCCCUGGCUGAGGGAAGGAGGUUCUCACCCAAGAUUUGACGGUACAUGGCCCCGUCCAUCGUCCCUUUGAUGCGGUGAAGUUGUCCUGUCCCCUUAGCAGAAAAACACGCCCAAAGCAUAAUGUUUCCACCUCCAUGUUUGAUGGUGGGGGUGGUGUUCUUGGGGUCAUAGGCAGCAUUCCUCUUCCUCCAAACACGGCGAGUUGAGUUGAUGCCAAAGAGCUCGAUUUUGGUCUCAUCUGACCACAACACUUUCACCCAGUUCUCCUCUGAAUCAUUCAGAUGUUCAUUGGCAAACUUCAGACAGGCCUGUAUAUGUGCUUUCUUGAGCAGGGGGACCUUGCAGGCGCUGCAGGAUUUCAGUCCUUCACGGCGUAGUGUGUUACGGUGACUAUGGUCCCAGCUGCCUUGAGAUCAUUGACAAGAUCCUCCCGUGUAGUUCUGGGCUGAUUCCUCACCAUUCUCAUGAUCAUUGCAAUUCCACAAGGUGAUAUCUUGCAUGGAGCCCCAGGCCAAGGGAGACUGACAGUUAUUUUGUGUUUCUUCCAUUUGCGAAUAAUCGCACCAACUGUUGUCACCUUCUCACCAAGCUGCUUGGCGAUGGUCUUGUAGCCCAUUUCAGCGUUGUGUAGGUCUACAAUCUUGUCCCUGACAACCUUGGAGAGCUCUUUGGUCUUGGCCAUGGUGGAGAGUUUGGAAUCUGAUUGAUUGAUUGCUUCUGUGGAUAGGUGUCUUUUAUACAGGUAACAAACUGAGAUUAGGAGCACUCCCUUUAAGAUUGUGCUCCUAAUCUCAGCUCGUUACCUGUAUAAAAGACACCUGGGAGCCAGAAAUCUUUCUGAUUGAGAGGGGGUCAAAUACUUAUUUCCCUCAUUAAAAUGCAAAUCAAUUUAUAACAGUUUUGACAUGCGUUUUUCUGGAUUUUUUUGUUGUUAUUCUGUCUCUCACUGUUCAAAUAAACCUACCAUUAAAAUUAUAGACUGAUCAUUUCUUUGUCAGUGGGCAAACGUACAUAAUUAGCAGGGGAUCAAAUACUUUUUUCCCUCUGUAUCUCUCCCUGUCUCUCUCACUUAUCUAAGAAAUAUUGUUUGAAGGGCUGGCUAAUAAUGUUUUGCACAAUGAAACGAGUAGACUGACACAUUGUCAUGUACACCACACAAACCAAGACAGGGGGUAUCAGGUUAUGGUGUAUGGCAGGGGUUCCCCAAAAACAUUUAUUGAGCGGAUGGCCGGAACAUAGCAAUAAAUAAUUUGUACACUGCAAAUUGACCUCAAGAAGCCCAAACAGAUAUCGAAUUUGACAAAAACAGAAUAGUUUCAAACCUUGAUAACAUUGGGAUAAGUUCACAUGCGUGGGAAUAGUUGGGAAUAGGGUUGGGCGGUAUACCGUAUCCAGUGGAGACUCCUCAGAGGAGGAAGGGGAGGACCAUCCUCCUCAGUGAAUUGCAUAAAAAAUUAAAAUAGUGAAACAUUAAAAAAGUUUUCCUUUUUAGAUAAAACUAUACUAAAUAUAUUCACGUCACCAAAUAAUUGAUUAAAACACACUGUUUUGCAAUGAAGGUCUACAGCAGCCUCAGCAGCACUCUAUAGGGUAGCACCAUGGUGUAGCCGGAGGACAGCUAGCUCCUCUGAGUACAUUGACUUCAAUACAAAACCUAGGAGGCUCAUGGUUCUCACUUCCCUUCCAUAGACUUACACAGUAAUUAUGACAACUUCCAGAGGACGUCCUCCAACCUAUCAGAGCUCUUGCAGCAUGAACUGACAUGUUGUCCACCCAAUCAAAGGAUCAGAGAAUGAAUCUAGUACUGAAAGCAUAAGCUACAGCUAGCUAGCACUGCAGGACAUAACAUGUGGUGAGUAGUUGACUCAAAGAGAGAGAAAGACAAUAGUUGAACAGUUUUGAACAAAUACAUUUCUUCAAAAAGGAAGGAGAAGCAAGAGAGAGAGAGCUAAUAUGGUGACAACGAUGUAGGCUGUGUGUAGCGGUUAUGAUAUGAAGGUUUGGCUUGGAAACGUUUUUUUGCCUGGUCACAGACAGCUGAUGUGUUGUGCACUGAAGUCCUCAAGCAAAGGGAAAAGAUGAGAGGAGGAGCGCACGUAGAUGCAAGAAGGAGUUAUCCAAUGAUCAAAGGGAUCAUGCUGUUUAUAUGUCGCUGCUAUGAAAGUGAACUGUUAUCGCAUGUGUACAGGGGUACAUUCAUUCCGCCGACUCUGUUGAAAAACGUUUCUUAAACGGAAUCAAACGGAACUAAAUGGAAAUAAACAUACCUGAAUUUGUCCAAUAGAAACUCUCAUUUGCAACUGUUGGACUAAUGAUUACACCCUAGAUCAGCUAGAUCCAGGCAAGAUUGUGCAAGGUGAUAUUGAAUGUGUCAAUGUCUGUCACCUUAAUUACAAAAAUGUAUCUUGACUUGUGCACCUACAUUGUAAACUUUCAUUCAUAGGCUAGGUUGUAGCAACCUCAUGAUUGGUAUAAGGAAAAUUAGAGUGUCAUGGAGUAGCCUAAACUUAUCGAUGUUACAUUGAGCUGGGUGAAUGGAAUAUGAAUGACAGUCAUCCAAUAUGCUGUAAUAGAAAUAAGGCCAUGCUCAUAAAAAAAUAUAUUGUUCUCCCUCAUCUUAAACGGCACCGAACGCCACUGAUAUAUACUGUAUUCCGGGGUAUUUGGAAAUAUCCACGGGUUGGUUUUCAUAUACCGUCAAUACCGUUGAAACUAUUUAUUUGAGGUUUUUGAAUAUUUGUAGCUACUUUUUAAGUAAAUACCUGCAGUCAACUCGUGCAGUAUGUUAGGAGAUAAAGCAGAUUGCGUUCUUCAUUUCGCCUGCCAAAUUAUUUUUCAUUAUGAAGCAUACUGUAGUUCCCCAGAACAGCAGGCAGUCACGUGUUCAUUGUAAAGUACCCAGUGGGAGAAAGGGGGCGCUGGUGUGUCCAUAGCGUUCUAUAUCUAUCGGUGAGUCCCUCUCUGUUGUGCGGCGCAUAUGAGGUAACAUUACAUUUGUAUGCAAUUCACUACUAAAUGUUUGCCAUCAUAUAUCUUAUAACUGUCUAAGAUAUGCUCUACUCUCCCAUGGGACGAAUUUGGCCUGCGGGGCGCCUAUUGGGGAACCCUAGUGUACGGUGUGAACCAACUGUUUAUCAUCUACUGUAUCUCUCAACACCUCUGGACGAAUGUAAGUGCACAUUAUUGUGAGAAAAUAAUUGAUUAGAAUGUGGGAGAGGAGAGGCAGGAUGACAGCGUCAGAGGAAAGGAAAGUGGAGACAGUGACUACAUGGAGAGGGAAAGGAAAGGGUGAGGCACACUUCCUGUAUCUGUUUCCUUCCUCUCAUCUCUAAAAAGAGACACCACAAUGAGCAGUAGUGUGACACACACACAACACAAUCUCAGAUACUACUUACAUGAAUAGACACACCAAUACUAAUGUGCAAAGAAAUGUUUGGCUUUUUUAUGGUUUGUUGAAUGUACUUUGAGAUAUUCUGAAUUCACCAAAUGACUUGUGAUAGUUUGGGUCGCGUGUGUCUGUAGUCCCACUCCCAGCAGGAGCUGUAGUUCUGCUGUAUGGGGUUUGGACCCAGGGCCUGGGCUGUUUCUUCUGGACCGGAGGAGAACUUAGCCCCUGUUCCCCUCCCUCUAACUAGAGCUGUGGCAGUCAUUACAUUUUGUCAGCCAGUGAUCGUCAAGCAAAUAACUGCCGGUCUCACGGUAAUUUACUGUUAAUUAACAUAAACACGUUUAGCAUCUCCUGGCUUCCACGCAUAGCCUACAAGCCACUGAUGCAGACCUUUGGAACAUCUACAUAAAAAAAUUAUAAUAAAUCCUUGUACAAUACAAACAAUACAAACGUUGGGCUAUAUGUUUUGAUUUUGAAUACAUUCUAAGGCUGCAUGAUGCGACUCUAAUGAUGAUUUGAAAAAAGUUGCAUCAAAGGCAUGAACUCUGCUUUGUUUCUUGUGCAGACUGCACAUCAAUCUCUCAUUCACAAUUUGACAAGCACUUGAUAAUAUUCUCAACAGGCCUCGAAUUUCCCGGUGGCAUUCCCCUUUUGUGGCCGCAAUGCCUCCUAAAAAAUCCAUGCCUUUUGCAGCCACAGUGGCCGUUGUGCCCUUGGGCUGAAUAUAAUAAUUAUAAUUCCAUUCUCCCGGCUGCCAUGCUCUGAAGAACCUCUCACUCACAUGGCUCUCUCAGAUAUCUAAAUGUUUAUUAGCCAAUGCCCGUCACAUGAUCGGGUCCUUCUCACAGGCAUCUCAGCUAAGAAGUAGGCUACAAGUGAAGACAGACACAUCGGGGACGCAACAGCUCCCGUACAUCUUAUUGAAUUCCGUGGCGCAUAUUGAAGAUGUUAGAACUGUCCACAUUUAGCCUACAUUUCAUCAGCCAACAAGAUACAAGCGUAAGCCUAAUGAACAGCAAAAGCACUAGCCUAUUUCAAUCUACUAUCCCCUAUAGUACAAAAGUUGACCUAUUCUAUUGGUCAACUUGUCCUUCUGUGCAAUAAAUAAAUAUUCAAAACAUACUCUGGGACAGUUGUGGGAUGCAAUAGAUCCCAAAUUAAUACAACCACUCUCAUCAAAUAAACUUUUAAAAGCAAUGAGGCUGACGCAACAGAUCAGAACGUUUAGCUUAAAAUAUUGAUAAACUAUUAGGCUAUUUCUUAACAAUAUAAGCGCAGCAAUGCGCACACGGCAGUAGGCUAUAAGGGCAAAUGUUCCUAAAUGCAAUCAAUUAGCGGGAAAACAUUGUUCUCAAAAGUGACCGCAAAUGUGAUUAUGCAUGUAGUGCGUUAUUAUAAAGGAAAAGGAUCUUCCCCAAACUUGAAACUCAGGCGCCGCCUAUGUAUGCCAGUUAUUCUCUACACCGGUUGUAAAGCGGAUUAAUGUGCUUAAUUUUAAUGGGCUAGGCUACAUGAGGUGUGCGACUAUGAUUAGAAAAGUCGCAAAAAAAGGCAUGUACUGUUUCUUGCCUUACUGCACACGCAGGGCAUCCUUCACAAGUGAUAAUAAAUCAUUCACAAGUGAUAGGCUAAUAUUGUCACCAUCAGACUAUUCUUAAUUUAAUAUUGUCUUUACAUAUACUAAAUAAUAUAUGUGUGAAAUUAGUUUUGAUUUAGAAUGGACGAUUAUCAUGCACCUGUCUCGGAACAGGGGCAUGGGGGGGAAAAAUACAUGUAAUCUAUGAAGGACGCUUUUCCCGUGGUUCAUUUUCAUGCCAGCCAGGUAGGCUAUGCUAUAUGCUGUUGUAUUAGGAAAGUUGAUAUAAAGUUAAUAUUAGGAAAGUUGAUCAAUAAAUAUAGAAGGCCUAGCCUAUAGAAAGCUGAUGGGAUCCUCCUCUUUUUAAUAGAGGCCAUCAAAACUCUCACACAAUUGCAUAGCCUAUAGAAAUGUUGCGCAACAUGAGCUCAUGGGCUCUCAUUAAGGGUUUUGAUUUGAUUUUCAAAAACAUUUGCGUUGAUGUCAGAGUGAUUAGAGGGACAAUAGAGUGCUGAGUACCAGGCAGUUAACAAGUUUGAUAGGCUACUAAUGACCAACCGCAGCAUCAGAGCUUGGAGAAGCCAAGUUACGUGACUAAAUGGUCACGUGAAAUUUGACUGCGGUCAUGACUCAUGACCGCCGGUGUGGCGGUAGUACGGUCACCAUAAUAGCCCUACCGCUAACCCCCUGCCACAUAUCAGCGAGCAGUCAGCACCUAAUCCGCUCGUCCGCUCGCUCCACACACACAAAGCUGGGUAAUGGACCAGGCGGCUAUGCAAGCAUACACACAGACCUUUGACAUGCAUAUUGGGCGGCAGGUAGCUUAGUGGGUAAGAGCGUUGUGCCAGUAACCGAAAGGUCGCUGGUUCUAAUCCCCGAGCCGACUAGGUGAAAAAAUCUGUCGAUGUGCCCUUGAGCAAGGCACUUAACCCUAAUUGCUCCUGUAAGUCGCUCUGGAUAAGAGCGUCUGCUAAAUGACGUAAAUGUAAAUGUAAUAGGAAUACAGUCACAACAUAAUGUAUGUGUGUACACAUAAACAUACACAACCCUAUUAACACACCCUGUUACACAGUCAUGCACAUUAUUUACACGCAUGUACUCACAGAUGGCAUCACACCCAUGGAUUAUGAGCAAGACCACUCUCACAUACAGUACCCUGAUGUGGAUUUGAACCAAUGCAAUCCUACUUCUCUGUCAAUCAUGGAAUCAAACUGCAGUUGUGCAAAUUGAGGGGGGAGAGGAUUUUUCCAUGUAUUUCUCUGGAUCUCUGUGAAUUUAUUUUGCUUCCCAGAGAAUAAUCUAUUGCGAAAGAUCACUCCACUCACAUCCUAUGCAAUAAAUGACAGUAGAGAUUGACCUCUCAGGGAUUAACCUCUCACAAUCCAUACUGCUUUUGAUUAAAGUGGAAUGACCACUUGACACAUGUGACCAUUUCUCCUCACACUCACUAACUGUCGUGAAAUAAAUAAAUGCUGUAUUUGUUGAUCAUUUUAUUGUCAUUGUUUGUGAUGCAUGAAUGAUGUUAACAUACUGGGUGUCUAAUGUCAUGUUGUUGUAUGUUGUGAUUUCAGGAGGAGACGGAAGACCCAGACCGGGGACAACCAUGUAUAAGAUGUGGAGACCAGUGUCCUGGCUUUCGCAUGCAUGGCUGGAGGUAGGCCUCUCAUACACCCAUCACAUACUCCUCACCUCCUCACAGGAACAUAGACACUGUUUCCAAGAUGUUUCAUGUGAUUACAUUUGCAUUUACAUUUAAAUCAUUUAGCAGACGCUCCUAUCCAGAGCGACUUACAAAUUGGUGCAUUCAAUUUAGGAUAGCCAGUGGGACAACCACCACUGGGGGAGGGGGGGUGUAGAAGGAUUACUGUUAUACUAUUCCAGGUAUUCAUAACUCAUAAGUAGGAUAGGUAUGAUCACAGUCUAGUGCAGGCAGUGCCCUCUUGUGUGUCACUAUUUGGUUGUGACUUACUUAUUGAGGAAGAGUCAUAUAGCUAACUUCCAGUCUUUAUUGGGUGAUUUGAGGUGAUUGCUGACAACAAUAGGGUUUCUCUGUGUGUUUGUAUGUUAGAGUGGAGAGCUGAUUAACCAAACUGUGUCCAUGUUGAGAGUAGGUCUAUGUAUUGACUCAAACAAACAUUAUCCACACACAACGCAUUUACCACAUCCAGAGCAGAUAAAGCAUCCAGCAAUGUGAAUGAAAAGGUCAUAGAGAAUCGAGGCAAAAAAUAAAGUGAGAGCAGCUGCACUUUGUGUGAGUGGACGUUAUCCACACACAACACACACAACCUCUGAGGGCAAGGGAUUACCAUUAGACAUGCUAGCUGCAUGUGGUUUAGCACGUUUUAAACUUUUGAAAGGGUUCAUAGCAGAGACCUAAAACAUACUAUGGAUGGAGGGAGCUCUCUGAUUAUAUAUGGAGCCUAUAUAGUGUAUCACUGUAUCUCAUUUCAUUGAAUAAAAUAUGAUACAUUUGGAAUGGAAAUGGCCGAGAUUAAAAGAGACCAUUUGGCUAAACUAAAUAAAUCUUGACUUGGUCUUACUACCAGAGAGUAGGAAAUAGCUGAGUGUUGAACUGGAACAAACUCUACAGGACACAAGGGGAAUUCCACCAGGCUCAGAGGUGUGAGCCUCUGUCUGCCGGUGUGUCACACAUUUUAAAAUAAUCUACCCUACAUAUUUAUUUGGACAGUGAAGUUCAAGCUUUUAAUUUGGCUCUAUACACCAGUAUUUUGGUACAGAAUGUCACCUUUUAUUUUAUUUGACCAUUUAGAAAUGAAAGCACUUCAUGUAUCUAGUCUCCCCAUUUGAAGUUGUCAUAAGUAUUUAGACAAAUUCACUUAUAGUGUAUUCAAUUUAGUCAAAAGUUUAGUUUUUGGUCCCGUAUUCCUAGCACGUAAUGACUACAUCAAGCUUGUGACUCUAAAAAUAUGUUGGAUGCAUUUGCAGUUGGUUUUGGUACGGUUUUGGAUUAUGUUGUGCCCAAUAGAAAUGAAUGGUAAAUAAUGUACUAUUUACAGGGGAGGUUAGGAUUUUCUUGGGGGUAUGAUAUUUAUGCAUCUGUAACUUUCUCACUCAUCAUUAUUCACGAUUCAUUCAUGAUUAUCCGUAAUCAUCGUAGCAUCCACAUGAAUGUAGAAGUGUUCAGAAAUAUAUUACAUUUAUAUUACAUUACAUAUUCUAUUCUUAUGACACAUUGUAUUAUGUAGCAUUAAGAUUUCCCUUCACUGGAACUAAGGGGCCUAGUCCGAACCAUGAAAAACAGCCCCAGACUAUUAUUCCUCCUCCACCAAACUUUACAGUUGGCACUAUGCAUUGGGGCAGGUAGCGUUCUCCUGGAAUCCGCCAAACCCAGAUUUGUCCGUCGGACUGCCAGAUGUUGAAGCGUUAUUCAUCACUCCAGAGAACACGUUUCCACUGUUCCAGAGUCUAAUGGCGGCAAGCUUUACACCACUCCAGCCGACGCUUGUCAUUGCGCAUGGUGAUCUUAGGCUUGUGUGCGGCUGCUCGGCCAUGGAAAUUCAUUUCCUGAAGCGCCCAACAAACAGUUAUUGUGCUGACGUUGCUUCCAGAGGCAUUUUGGAACUCGGUAGUGAGUGUUGCAACCGACUAUUUUUACGCGCUACACGCUUCAGCACUCGCCGGUCCCGUUCUGUGAGCUUGUGUGGCCGACCACUUCGCGGUUGAGCUGUUGUUGCUCCUAGACGUUUCCACAUCACAAUAACAGCACUUACAGUUGACCGGGCAACUCUAGCAGGGCAGAAAUUGGACGAACUGACUUGUUGGAAAGGUGGCAUCUCUAGCAGGGCAGAAAUUUGACGAACUGACUUGUUGGAAAGAUGGCAUCCUAUGACGGUGCCACAUUGAAAGUCACUGAGCUCUUCAGUACGGGCCAUUCUACUGCCAAUGUUUGUCUAUGGAGAUUGCAUGCCUGUGUGCUCGAUUUUAUACACCGGUCAGCAACGGGUGUGGCUGAAGUAGCCAAAUCCACUAAUUUGAAGGGGUGUCCACAUACUGUAUAAAAACACACUCAAAUAAAAGGUGAGAUUCUGUACUGUCGCCUCAUAUAAAACAUUUGAUCUCAAAUCCAAAUUGCUGAAGUAUAGAGACAAAUUAAAAGUUGUAGCUUCACUGUCCAAAUAAAUACUGGUGUCUGAGUGUCUAUGAGUGUCUGUCUGUUGGUGUUUUUCAACCACCAAUGGUCAUUUAGGUGUCCAGUCAGUGUCCUCGUGUCUUUCUGAGCAGCAACUAGUUUUCCUCUCCUCUUUUUUCUGUGUUGUGCAGUCCUCCUGUAUGAAUCCUCUCCCCUCCCUCCCUCUUCCCUCCUCCCCUCCCCCCUCCCCUCCUCAGUGUGUCCAGCCCAUUGGGUCUCUUGGUUAGUGCUAAUCCUGUCCUUCACCCUAAUAAGAUUAGCCCUUUCAGCUCCUGCUACUGCCGCCACCGCUGUGAUGAAGCCCUAACCUUCUCGCCCUCCUUCAUCCCUCGCUCACUCUCCGUCCUUCUCCCCAUCCCUUUCUGACUUUUCACUGUCCUCAUACAGUUAAUAAGCACUUUGAGGAAGGGCAGUUUUUUGAAUAUUUUUGUAGACAUACUGUACAUUCGCACAAGGCUUGAAGUUAACACAGCUUGCACUUCUGACUAUUUUCUGAAGUGCUCCCUUUAUGAGUUGUUUUAGUGAAUGGAGACAAUAGCCACAUUUCAUGGUAGGUUUGACAGAGAGAAAGAGAGUUCUGGGUAAAAUAAUGUAGCAUACACAAACACACAUUGGGCCUUCAGAAAACAAGCCAACCCUGGCUGGCAGAUUGAACUAAUAAAGCGUCAAAUAGAAGAAACACCGACUAGGCUAUACAAUGGAAUAAAGGCUGCAAGGAGGGUAUUCAUUUCUAUCAAAUUAUUCUAAUUGAGUGCUUGCUUCCUUGGUUAGUCUGUCCCUGUGUUAAGGUCAAGUCAACAGGCUUUGAGGACAAACAGUCCUUCAUCUAAAGCACAUGGUGACUCUACUGUACUUUAUACUGGCAUGCUAAAAACACAGACAAACCAGAUAUGAAACUGCCACUGUCAUCAUAUCAUUAAUGUGUUUACCAUACAUGUUAAUCUGUGAAUCACAGUUAUGGUGAAGUUAUUGGCGAAGUUAUUGGCGAAGUUAUUGGUGAAGUUAUUGAAAGACAUUUGAGCAGAAUAGAGAGGGUACUUGGUUUGAGGUCUGGUGACAGGGAGUUUUUGUUUAAUGUUCCAGUCUGAUAUCAGGGCAAGAAUAAUGAGAGCUGUUUAAUCCUUUUAAGCAGGAGGCGUCAGAACCACAGUUACUGCCCAGUUACCACAGGGCAGAAUGAUUAAAUGAUUGAGAUGUAUGGGGGUCGCUGCUUAACAUCUUAAAGACUCCAGAGUCCAGGACAAAUGACAUCUCCUUUAUUAACCCAUUCACAGUAACACCUACCCCCAUUUCCCCCCUUGGAGGACAAACAGGCAAGUGACCAAAGAGCUCAGCUGUUUAACCACACUGUCAGGGCAGUGAUCCAUCUUCGAUCUGCUCUCUCCCAGACAGGGCCGGGGCUGAGGCCUCAUAGGCAGAGUGCAGAUGGCUCCACUACCCCAUCCACCAGAGGAGGAAUUAAGUUACUUGUGACCCCAUAUGUCCCAGUCAGUGACACUGAGACACAGAGUGCUCAAAGCCAGCCUCCCCUAUUAGUUGGGAAGAGCAGGCAGGUGGCAUGGCGAUUACUCAGGCACUAAUUAGUGACCACAGAGCGAGCAUUCUGGGACAGUGUCCAUCUGUUUCUCAGAGGGAUGGAUGGAUGGAUCUAAUCUGGACUCAGAGCACUAUCAGGCCACAGAGAGAGACAAUGUAGCUACUCAGUUUAAUUCACAGCUAAUCACACCAAGAGCAGAGUACACACACACACACAUUCAUCCCAAGAGGGUUAUCGAUCACUGUAUUGUACAAACUGGUUGGUAGAUUACCCAUUUGACAAAUGUAUGGCCAAAACGAAUGGGAUGGAUUGACUGGCUAAUGAUACAUCAAAAAAUUCAGACUUUUGACUUUGUUCUAAGUUGUGAUUGUAUGGAAGAGUGAGUAUCUUAUUACUUAUCUUGUCAGGGUUGAUGGCACACUUGUUGAUGUUUGAACAGUUAAAUAGUUAUUCUAGGCGAGAGUGAGAGAAACCGUAAAAGGGUCAUGAACAGAGAAAGAUAAAAGAGAGAUUGACAAGCGAGGCAAUUUAACAUAGAUCUAAGGACAAAGGGCCUUUUUGGUGGGACCUGUUGAUUGACAGGUCAUCCUGGAGUGAUUGACAGCGAGGUCAGAUGAGCUGUUAUGAUUUUGGACUUCUUAGAGGCCCAUAGCCAGGCCAUGAUGUUCUCUGAAAUGUCAUCCUUUAAUUGGUCAGAAGGGCUUGAUGUCCAAACAUAGGCUUUUUUUUAUCUGUGCUGCAUUGCUCAUCUUGAUUAGACUUGUCAAAACUUGGAAUGAUUCAUUCCCAAAUGAAGUUGAGUCAUAGAAUCUGCUCCAAUUAUUUCAAACAUUGAAGCUGUCGGCAUUGGUGUGUCUAAGUGUGUAUGUGUGUUCUGAAAAAGGGUGAGGUCAAAUUUACCUAUUAUACGCUUUUUAGAAGUGUGGAGAAAACAUGCAGUGAAUGGAAAGAAUGGAGUGUGUGUGUGUCCAGUGGCUUAUUGUUUGGUCAACUCUAUCAGAUGGGGGUAGAGGGAUGGUGUGGGGGAAGGAAGGAGUGAGACAUUGAAAAGAGACACUCAGAGAGAGAAAACACAUUUCCCAUGGUAAGGAGCUGCCUCAGCUUGACCUCAGCUCUGACAAGGCAUACAGACAGACAGACAGACAGGCAGGCAGGCAGACAGACAGGCAGGCAGGCAGGCAGACAGGCAGCAGCACAAUGUGACUGAUUCUGAGAUAGGAGGAUGUUACAGAGUCAGCAUGGAUUUAUUUGUGACGUUGAUGACGAAAGGUAAAGGUCUUGGCUAUUUACUGCUUUACUUUUUUGUUUUGGUGUAUGUAGCCACUAAUUGGAAGGCUAAACACUCAUAGAAUAGAAAUAAAAAGUAAUUGUGUGUACUUGAAUGCGUUAGCUCACAACGGAUAGUGGGAAGUGGAUAGUGGGGGCACAUAGCCCCUACUCUCCAGAGGGGGAAGGUUUAGAAUUUAGAUUGAGCCUGUUAACACUGCUAGCAAAUUUGAAAACAGGACCGCUAAUGAUUGUAAUUUGGGUUGUGGCAUUCCAAAAGUGAAAACGAGCAGAGAGAGAGUUAUGUCUGCUCUCCUUCAAGAGGGCUAGUAGAGAAAAUGGAAGUUAUUCAGGAUUAUGUGUCAGGAUUAUUUGGUCCUGCUGUGCAGUAUGUACAGUGCACUAAUGGAAGUUACAGAGUCUCCAUGCUGGCCCAGUUCACACUGUUUUACUCUGUAAAGUCACAGAAGUUAUUCAGUAUGUUUAGUGGUUAAGACCAGAUUAGAGUACCACAAGCUAAUAGGUAUUUUAUUAUAAUUAUAAUUUAGUAUACAUGUGCUUCUUAAACCAUUUUUGGGGGGGAUAAAAGAAGGAUAUACUGUAUUGAUUAUUCAAAUAUACUACUAGUGAACUACGCUAAACCCAUCAGUGCCGUGUGAAAAGACCAGAGAGGUCAUAGUAAACAUUUAGGCCAUGUGGCAGAGCAUUGAUUUCUGACCUCAGGAGAAUCACAGAGAAGCAGGCUACACUACUUUACUGUAUCCUUCUGCCUAGCAGUCAGUCAUGGACGGGAUUAUCCACAACCAGAGUCACUGCUUACACAUCAACACAAAGAAAGAUGCCUCAACAACAACAACUGUUACAGCCACAGUGCGCUGACGCCCAGCAGGUUGUGAUGUAACCUGAGAAUCGGAGGCGUAACACGGAUUACAGGCGAAACAGAUCACAUCAGCAUCUGUUCUGGGACCACAGUAGCGCUGCUGGUCAUUUCAGAGGGUGCUCGGUAGCAGUGGCUGGGUGUGGCUGUGGUGGCUGAGUGUGCCAUCCUGGCAUUUGAGCUAAAUAUACUCUAAAUGGCUAGCUAGAUGUCUUUCCAGGCUGGCAAAGAGAUACAAGUGGGUUAAUAACACUCAAGCCCAUUUGCAAGCACAGUCCUACACAUCAUUUAAAAUGAAUUGCUCUGGUGCAAUAACGUUUCAUGUUGGACUUGGCAACUAUACUCUGGACAACUCUUUGCUGAUUAUUUUCCUGAUAAACCUCCCUGUUAUUUUGAGGAGUUUAUGGGUGGCUGGAUAACAUUCCCUGGUACAUCAGUAGUGGUUUUAUUAAUGCCUGAAUGUUGCGGGCCUACUGUACGACACGCACACACACACACACACACACGUGACUCUGUGUUGUACUGUGUCUCUCACAUGCACACACGUACAGUGUACACAGGCUCUGAGAACAAACAGCUGGGGCUAGAUUGUGGCUUGUGAGUCUUUCCAGCAUGGCUUACCCUGAGGUGACCUGCUAUGUUUACCAUGAUUUAUACUGGACCUGCUGCACUACAACAUGGCCUUAUAAGGAGCUAAGGCAGCUAGGGAUAGAAGCGAUCCGCAGGAGAGCUGUUCAGUUUAAUAUUUUAUUGGGAAGGGAAUAGUAGUAAGGAUGGGAUGGGAGACUUUGGAACAGGGGAUAGAAAGGGAAUGCCAUUUAUCCACACGAAAGGAUUGGUCUCUGGUCGGAGUGUGUGUGUGUUUUAAGGGGGAUGUCUACGCAAAGCGGCUUUAUCCUCCAUCUGUUCCCGAGGAGCAGGCCUUGAGCUGCAAAUACCAGCUGAGGGCCUGUUAUGCAAUCACACAAGAGCCAGAGAGAUACUGUAUAUACAGGAGCCCACACACUGAUGCAUCCACACACGUAAUGCCUACACAUACAGUGGGGAAAAAAAGUAUUUAGUCAGCCACCAAUUGUGCAAGUUCUCCCACUUAAAAAGAUGAGAGAGGCCUGUAAUUUUCAUCAUAGGUACACGUCAACUAUGACAGACAAAAUGAGAAAAAAAAUUCCAGAAAAUCACAUUGUAGGAUUUUUAAUGAAUUUAUUGGCAUAUGAUGGUGGAAAAUAAGUAUUUGGUCAAUAACAAAAGUUUCUCAAUACUUUGUUAUAUACCCUUUGUUGGCAAUGACACAGGUCAAACGUUUUCUGUAAGUCUUCACAAGGUUUUCACACACUGUUGCUGGUAUUUUGGCCCAUUCCUCCAUGCAGAUCUCCUCUAGAGCAGUGAUGUUUUGGGGCUGUCGCUGGGCAACACAGACUUUCAACUCCCUCCAAAGAUUUUCUAUGGGGUUGAGAUCUGGAGACUGGCUAGGCCACUCCAGGACCUUGAAAUGCUUCUUACGAAGCCACUCCUUCGUUGCCCGGGCGGUGUGUUUGGGAUCAUUGUCAUGCUGAAAGACCCAGCCAUGUUUCAUCUUCAAUGCCCUUGCUGAUGGAAGGAGGGUUUCACUCAAAAUCUCACGAUACAUGGCCCCAUUCAUUCUUUCCUUUACACGGAUCAGUCGUCCUGGUCCCUUUGCAGAAAAACAGCCCCAAAGCAUGAUGUUUCCAACCCCAUGCUUCACAGUAGGUAUGGUGUUCUUUGGAUGCAACUCAGCAUUCUUUGUCCUCCAAACAUGACGAGUUGAGUUUUUACCAAAAAGUUAUAUUUUGGUUUCAUCUGACCAUAUGACAUUCUCCCAAUCCUCUUCUGGAUCAUCCAAAUGCACUUCAGACGGGCCUGGACAUGUACUGGCUUAAGCAGGGGGACACAUCUCGCACUGCAGGAUUUGAGUCCCUGGCGGCGUAGUGUGUUACUGAUGGUUGGCUUUGUUACUUUGGUCCCAGCUCUCUGCAGGUCAUUCACUAGGUCCCCCCAUGUGGUUCUGGGAUUUUUGCUCACCGUUCUUGUGAUCAUUUUGACCCCACGGGGUGAGAUCUUGCGUGGAGCCCCAGAUCGAGGGAGAUUAUCAGUGGUCUUGUAUGUCUUCCAUUUCCUAAUAAUUGCUCCCACAGUUGAUUUCUUCAAACCAAGCUGCUUACCUAUUGCAGAUUCAGUCUUCCCAGCCUGGUGCAGGUCUACAAUUUUGUUUUUGGUGUCCUUUGACAGCUCUUUGGUCUUGGCCAUUGUGAAGUUUGGAGUGUGACUGUUUGAGGUUGUGGACAGGUGUAUUUUAUACUGAUAACAAGUUCAAACAGGUGCCAUUAAUACAGGUAACGAGUGGAGGACAGAGGAGCCUCUGAAAGAAGAAGUUACAGGUCUGUGAGAGCCAGAAAUAUUGCUUGUUUGUAGGUGACCAAAUACUUAUUUUCCACCAUAAUUUGCAAAUAAAUUCAUUAAAAUUCCUACAAUGGGAUUUUCUGGAUUUUUUUCCUCAAUUUGUCUGUCAUAGUUGACGUGUACCUAUGAUGAAAAUUACAGGCCUCUCUCAUCUUUUUAAGUGGGAGAACUUGCACAAUUGGUGGCUGACUAAAUACUUUUUUUCCCCACUGUACAUGAACACAUACUGUACAAACCCUUUCUCACACUGCCACAGUCAGUCCCACAUACAGACAGCCCCAAUUACUCUGAGGAAAGAUAUGACAGCCCAGAUGGGGUGAGAAGGGGGAGGAUUACUCCCCCCAUCUCCAUCUUCUCUUCCUCCUCCUGUUAAUAACCACUGUGGGACAGGGGAGAACGACUGCCCCCUCUCAUUGUAGCCACGGAAGUUCAAGGCUGACCCCAGCACUGCAGGCGUUGUUAGUAGAAAACAGGAUCCCCCAUUAUAGUGAAUGGAAAAAUUGCUAUAUUUGUGGUCAACCUUUGUGUAAAUAAAUAUAAAAACAUCAAAGACAAUCAUGGUACCAAUAAUUGCUUCUAGUACACCAGAUGUAUGUCAUUGAACCCAUUAUUUUAAAAUCGCACACAGAAUAAGUUAUAAGGAUAAUUUAGUUACUAAUGGCAACCUGCAGUACCCCGGUCGGCCUUCAACUUGAGUUACUCAAUGAGAGGGGGCAACACGUAUAUAGCCUGCAGCGUCACUUUCUGGAGUAGGUCAAACUGCGCAUGUUAUGUCUCCAUAAGACGCCAUUUUAGCAAGCUAAAAACGUCUUCCUGGGCUUCAAAUGAGCUACUGAGUCUUCACUAGGGCUGUUACGGUGACCAUAUUACCGCCACACCGGCGGUCACGAGUCAUGACUGCUGUCAAAUUCCACGUGACCAUUUAGUCACGGUAAUUAGGCUUCUCUAAGCUCUGAUGCUGCUGAUGGUCAUUAGUAGCCUACCAAACGUACUAACUGCCUGGUACUCAGCACACUAUUGUCCCUCUAAUCACUUUAACAUUAAUGCAAAUGUAAUCGCAAACACUUCAUGAGAGCCCAUGAGCUCAUGUUGCGCAACAUUUAUAUAGGCUAUGCAAUUGCGUGAGAAAACAGAGUGAUGGCCUCUAUGAAAAAGAGGGUCCCAUCAGCUUUCUGUAGGCUAGGCCUAUUAUAUUUAUUUCUGAACUUUCCUAAUAUUAAGCACAUUGCUUCUCUUUACAACAGGAGUAUAGCCUACCUGGCUGGUAUGAAAAUGAACCACGGGAAAAGUGUACUCUAUUCACUAUUUAAGUGCAUGUAUUUUUUUCCCCUGCCCCUGUUUCGAAACGGGUGCAUGAUAGUGGUCCAUUCUAAAUCAGAACAAAUUUCACACAUAUAUAAUUUAGUAUAUGUAAAGACAAGAUUAAAUCAAGAACAGUCUGAUGGGUGACAAUAGUAGCCUAUCACUUGUGAAUGAUAUAUUAUCACCAUCUUGUGUGCAGUAAGGCAAGAAACAGCGCAUGCCUUUCUCUCGACUUUUUCAAAUCCUAAUCACAAAAAAACCCUAGCCCAUAGGCCUAUAUGUUUUGAUAAGGUUUGUAUCACAACUAAAGUGGCCAAAUAACCUAUUAAAAUAAAGCACAUUAAUCAGCUUUACGACGGGUGUAGAACCUAACUGGCAUACAUAUGCAGCGCGUGAGUUUCAAGUUUGGGGAAGUUAAUUUUCACAAUAAAAAUGCACCUUUUAUAAUAAAAGCCAUACAUGCAUAAUCGCAUUUGCGGUCACUUUUGAGAAUGGUGUUUUCCCGCUAAUGUGAGGACAGACGCUGGGAGAGGAGAAGCAGGUACAGGGAGUGAAUAUUUAAUAUAAACAGACACGAAACAAAACACGGACAGCGUCUGGACAGGGGAAACAUAACAAUAUUAAUGCUGACACGGGGAUCACAACUGAGGAACAGACAGAUAUAGGGGCGGUAAUCAAACAGUGAUAAAGUCCAGGUGAGUCCAAUGAAGCGCAGAUGCGCGUAACGACGGUGACGGGUGUGCGUAAUGAUGGGCAGACUGGCAGAGGGGGAGCGGGAGCAGGCGUCCCACCUGGGUGAACCUGACCGGCUGGCCGAGGCAUGGGAGCCGAACGAGCCGGCGGAGGCGUGGGAGCCUGACGAGCCGGCUGAGGCGUGGAGGGGGAGCGGGAGCAGGCGUGACAGCUAAAUGAUUGCAUUUUGUAACAUUCGCGCUUAUAGCCAACUGCGGUGUGCGCAUUGCUGUGUUUAUAAUGUGAAGAAAUAGCCUAAUAGUUUAUCAACAUUUUAAGCUAAACGUUCUGAUCUGUUGCAUCAGCCUCAUUGCUUAAAACAGUUUUUGGGAUGCUAGUGGUUGUAUUCAUUUGGGAUCUAUUGCAUCCCACAACUGUCCCAGACUAUGUUUGGAAUCAUUAUUUCUCACACAGUAUAGAAUAGGUCAACUUUUGUACUAUGGGGGAUAGUAGAUUGACAUAGGCUAGUGCUUUUGUUGUUCGUUAGGCCUACUCAUCUUGUUGGCUGACUAAAAGUAAAUGUGGACAGUUCUUCCAAUAUCUUCAAUAUGCGCCUCGGAAUUGGAUAAGGACACUCAGUUGCGACCCUGAUGUGUCUGUCUUCAGCCUGUGAGAAAGACCCGAUCAUGUGACGGCAUUGUCUAAUAACAAUUGAGAUAUCUGAGAGAGCCAUGUGAGUGAGAGGUGCUUCGGAGUACGCAGCCGGGAGAAGGGAAUGAUAAUUAUUAUAUUCAGCCCAAGGGAACAACGGCCACUGGCCGCAAAAGGCAUGGAUUUUUUAAAGCAGCAUUACGGCCACACAAAGGGGAUUCUGCCGGGAAAUUCGAGGCAUUAUCAAGGCUUGUCAAAAGAAUAGCCACAUGUGCGCACUCCCUCAUCAUUUGGAGAAAAUAUCCUUUCUAUUUUAUUCAGCUAUGUUCAAUUGUAUUCUUCAUACUAUAAAACAAUAUAAAAUAAUGCCACGGAAUUCUAAGCAAAUCUUGUCUGCCAAAUGAACUAGUGUAGCCCACAGCCAUAUGCCAUAGCCAGAUCGGGAUAGCAGCUUACACAAGAAAUAACUAAUAUUAAUAACCAUCUAGAUGUCACCUUGAUACAUACAUACAGUCUACUACUCAAUGGGGUGGGCAUGAACGGUAACAACAUCGCCAAGAACUACUGUCCGGCAACGGCGUGGGAAGUAGCCAAUAUCAGGGUGACAGUCACAAUAAGCACACACAUAUAACACAUGAAGCAACAGCACACCCAUCAUCAUCAAUACUUUUAAUCAAAAAUAAACAAUCGUCAGUUUUAUAACUGAAAAUGUACAAUAAUUUUUGAGAAACUAACAGUGAAAUACAACUCAGACUCAUGCUCUGGCUUCAAAACAGAAGUCCCAACCUCUUGCGGUACGGUAGUUGCGUGGUAAGAAACAGAAGAAGAAAAAACACUGCUCAAUCAAAACCGUCUAACCUACACAGUGUACAAAACAUUAAGAACACCUUCCUAAUAUUGAGUUGCACCCCCCUCACCCUUUUGCCCUCAGAACAGCCUCAAUUCGUCGGGGAAUGGACUCUACAAGGUGUCGAAAGAGUUUCACAGGGAUGCUGGCCAAUGUUGACUCCAAUACUUCCCACAGUUGUGUCAAAUUGGCUAGAUGUCCCUUGGGUGGUGGGCCAUUUUUGAUACACACAGAAAACUGUUGCGCGUUAAAAACCCAGCAGUGUUGCAGUUCUUGACACAAACCGGUGCACCUGGCACCUACUACCAUACCCUGUUUAAAAGCAUUUAAAUAUUUUCUUUGCCCAUUCACCCUCUGAAUGGCACACAUACACAAUCCAUGUCUCAAUUGUCUCAAGGCUUAAAAAUCCUUCUUUAAUCUGUCUCCUCCACUUCAUCUACACUGAUUUGAAGUGGAUUUAACAAGUGACAUCAAUAAGGGAUCAUAGCUUUCACCUGGAUUCACCUGGUCAGUCAUACACUCAGUGUAUAGCAGAGCGCUUUCGACACACCCACUCCUUUCCACACACCCACUACUGUCCUUUCCACACACCCAUUUGCCCAUACUCCGGUCGCCAUAUUGGGAUGCAGCUACCACCUUCCCAGCAACAGUGGGAAUCUUAAUGUGCAGGGCAUGACUCAGGCAAAGAUGAGGCUUACCGGUAUGUUUACCAUAGGUGACAAGGUGUUAAACAUGUCCGCUCAAUGGGCUGGGGUCUCCUUCAGCAGGUAUUCAGAGAAUGGUCAGCUACCUCAUCCAGUUAUGUGUGUCCAACCAUGUCACUGUUAGACUGAAUGUGUGUGUGUGUCAGUUUGCAGUUUGACUCCAUGCUUGUUUUAGCCUCUGAUUGUGCAGUGUGUAUUUGACUGUAUCCGAGCUGGUGACAUGCCUCUCCUUGGAUGAACACCUGUUUGUUGUCUUAGGAAUGCGUAACUGUAAUGUAGGGAGUCAUAUUGAGUCACACUCAAGAAUGUUUGUGGACUGGCUAAUUACUUCAUGUCUCCAACGCAAAUUAUGUUCCAACCAUGCAAUACUUGACUACAGACAGUAUGGGUAUUGAGUUGGCAAUCAAUGGCGUGUUUUUAUGAUAAGAUUAUUCAAACGUAGUCACACUGUUGCCAACUGUUCAAUCCUAGCCUUCUGUUUGGUAGGUGUUGCAUCUGUGCAAUACUCUAAGUUGGCAUGUAUUGAACCCAUUGUCCUCUUCUUCUCUCCACAGAAAGAUCUGUGUGCACUGUAAGUGUGUGCGUGAGGAGCAUGCAGUGCGGGUGGUGCCGGGCCAGCUGGAGAGGAUGAUGAUGAAGCUGGUUUCAGACUUCCAAAGACACUCCAUAUCUGACGACGACUCGGGCUGCGCCUCCGAGGAGUACGCCUGGGUCCCACCUGGACUCAAGCCGGAGCAGGUCAGAACCAGUACAGCGAGCGCUUCACUUACAUACAUUAAUGCAUGCACGCAGGCAUGCAAGCACAUACACGCACACAUGCACACCACACACACAAACACAUGCACGCACACACUCACAUACAUGCAGACAUUAACACUCAGCAUAUACAAUAAGUGUACAAAACAUUAAGAACAUCUUCCUAAUAUUGAGUUCCACCCCCCCCCCUUUUGCCUUCAGAACAGCCUCAAUUUGUCGGGGCAUGGACUCUACAAGGUGUCGAAAGCGUUCUACAGGGAUGCUGGCCCAUGUUUACUCCAAUUGUGUCAAGUUGGCUGGAUGUCCUUUGGGUGGGGGACCAUUCUUGAAACACAUGGGAAACUGUUGAGUGAAAAACCCAUCAGAUUUUCAGUUCUUGACACUCAAACUGGUGCACCUGGCACCUACUACCAUACCUUGUUCAAAGGGAAUUAAAUAUUUUGUUUUGCCCAUUCACCCUCUGAAUGGCACACAUACACAAUCCAUGCCUCAAUUGUCUCAAGGCUUAAAAAUCCUUCUUUAACCUGUCUCCUCCCCUUCAUCUACACUGAUUGAAGUGGAUUUAACAAGUGACAUCAAUAAGGGAUCAUAGUUUUCACCUGGAUUCACCUGGUCAGUCUAUGUCAUGGAAAGAGCAGGUGUCCUUAAUGUUUUGUACACUCAGUGUAUGUUUAAACUUCAACACACAUUCUUAUUUGCAUACACACAGGGUUGAAAACGUGUGUGUGUGUGUGUGUGUGUGUGUGUCUGAACAUUCUUGUUUUUUAAUGCAGGUGUAUCAGUAUUUCAGCUGUAUCCCGGAGGACAGAGUGCCCUAUGCUAACAGUUCAGGAGAGAGAUAUCGCAUCAAACAGCUCCUUCACCAGCUACCAGCCCACGACAGUGAGGUAACGGUCACUAAUACUGUAACUCUGUGUGAGGUUUUGGUGUCCUAACGCCCCUGGGCUGUAAAAAAAAAAUGUUCUGCUGGGAUGCUUGUCUGACUCAGUAUUGUAAGUGUUCUCUAGGACUAGUCUGCAACUCUGUGUGAAAUGUUGGUUUUCCUAACCUCUGGGCUGUAAUGUAGUUGGUUUGUGUUGUUCCUCACUAAACUGUUCUGCUUGUCUGAGUCAGCAUUAUAACUGUAUGUGUUUCCGGUUUCCAGCAUCAGUACUGUAACCAUCUGGAUGAGGAGGAGAAGAAGGAGCUGUGUCUGUUCAGUCAGCAGAGGAAGAGGGAGAACCUGGGAAGAGGCAUGGUCAGACUGUUCCCUGUCACCAUGACCGGAGCCAUCUGCCAACAGGUAGACAGUGCUGAGGGAGGGGGAUGGGGGAUCAGGGGGGAGACUAGGGUGGAAUGGAAACAGUGAGAGAGAGGGAUCAAGGAGAUGGAGAUGGUUUUUAGUGUAUGUAUGCUCUGUACUCCCACAGGCUCAUUUGCAUUUUGUUUACUUGUUGUUUUGUCUCGCUCUCAUUUUCUCUCACUCUCUCUCUUUCUCUCUCUUUCUCUCUUUCUUUCUUUCUCUCUCUCUCUCCGUCUCUCUCUCUCUCUCUCUCUCUGUCUCUCUCUCUCUCUCUCUCUCUCUCUCUCUCUCUCUCUCUCUCUUUCUGUGUUUCAGUGUGGCAGACAGAUCUAUGGUGGGGACAUAGCGGUGUUUGCCAGCCGGGCGGGGCACGGUAGCUGCUGGCACCCUCAGUGUUUCCAGUGUGCCUCGUGCACUGAGCUGCUGGUAGACCUCAUCUACUUCUACCAGGAUGGACAGAUCUACUGCGGUCGGCACCACGCUGAGAGAAUGAAACCACGCUGCCAGGCCUGUGAUGAGGUGACUGGCUCUGCCCUGUCAUGUCCUGUCAUGUCUACAAUGCAAAUCUCUCCAUACUGGCUCAUACACUCUGGCCUGCCCUGUCCAGUCCACAAAUCUCUCCAUACUGGCUCAUACACUCUGGCCUGCCCUGUCCAGUCCACAAAUCUCUCCAUACUGGCUCAUACACUCUGGCCUGCCCUGUCCAGUCCACAAAUCUCUCCAUACUGUUACUGUUUAACUGCUGUCUGUCCUGUCCCCACAAAGCUCUCUAAACUGUGUAUCCACUGUCCGUUUAUACAUUCUAUCUGCCCUGUCUAAAAAUCUCCAGUUCAAAUCGCCACUCUCUCCAGUUCUAACACUGACUCUUAUGAGGAGAUGUGUACUCUUACUCUGGGCUGGGAGAGUCUGUCUUUUGUCUUUGAUUCAUGUGCCUGUAGACCGGGGUUGUCAAACAUACGGCGGGGGGAGGGGAGAACUCAAUAUACUUUAAAAUGACUAAAAUAAAAUUGAAACUGUGUAGAAAUUAUAAUGGCCCGACAUUCAUAGUUUCUUGACUGUUUCCAGCUCGCUAAUAGCCACUGAAAUGAAAGCUUGACAGUCAGGGAGCUUUGAAAAUGCAAAAAAUGAUGGAUAGAGUCAAUAUUUAGCCAGUUUUGACGGCGAGGAAAUAUAAGCAAUUUUCAGUGCGGCCCUCUGGAGCUCAUUGAAGACCAAAUGUGGCCCCUGGGGCAAAAUGAGUUUGACAACACUGCUGUAGACCCUAGAGGAACAUCUAGUCCCACAGUGAGCCAUAUGUUGUUGUUCCACAAGCACCUUUUUAAUCUCUCCUCCUCAGGCACACACACUCACACACACAGAAAUAUUCACUACUUUUCACUGAUUAUGAAUGCAGCAACACUAACAGGGUAAAUUUGAUAGGACAAACAGACAGCCAGACAAACAGAUAGACAGCAAUCCAGACAGACAGACACAAAGAUCAACACGCACGCACACACACACACACACACACACACACUCUGACUCCCUCUCAUUUACACCCUCUUUGUUUGUGACUUAAAGAGAUCAGUUGAAGUAGACAAAUAGGUCUGUCAUGACUGACUUUCACAACCCACUGGGCACAGACAUAAAUUCAACAUCUAUUCCAUGUUGGUUUCAACGUCAUUUCAUUGAAAUGACAUAGAAACAAUGAAGAUUCAACCAGUGUGUGCACAGUGGGAAGUCCUUAGAGGACACAACAUUGGCCCUGUCACACGGAUACUCUGGGAAAGCCUGUUUGUCAGAGGAAUGAAAAUGUCUUUCAACAUCCAGAAAUAUUCAAUAGUGAAGUAUUUUCUUGAGAUAUGAUUUGUUGACCCACCUUCUUUCUUCUUCACUCUUUCUCUCCCUGAAAUGCAGAUCAUUCUAGCAGAUGAGUGUACGGAGGCAGAGGGCCGACACUGGCACAUGAAGCACUUCUGUUGUUUUGAGUGUGAGGCAGCGUUGGGAGGGCAGCGGUACAUCAUGAGGGAGAGCCGGCCAUACUGCUGCUCCUGCUAUGAGUCCUUCUAUGCAGAGUACUGUGACACCUGUGGGGAACACAUAGGUACUGCAACUACACAUGUCCAUGUUUCCACAAAGGGAAACAUACAAUGAGUAUACAAAACAUUAAGAACACCUGCUCUUUCCAUGACAUAGACUGACCAGAUGAAUCCUGGUGAAAGUUAUGAUCCCUUAUUGAUGUCACUUCAAUCAGUGUAGAUGAAAGAAGGAUUUUUAAGCCUUGAGACAAUUGAGACAUGGAUUGUAUAUGUGUGCCAUUCAGAGGGAGAAUGGGCAAGACAAAAUAUGUAAUUGCCUUUGAACGGGGGUAUGGUAGUAGGUGCCAGGCACACUGGUUUGUGUCAAGAACUGCAACGCUGCUGGGUUUUUUACGCUCAACAUUUUCUUGUGUGUAUCAAGAGUGGUCUACCACCCAAAGGACAUCUAGCCAACUUGACAAAACUGUGGGAAGCAUUGUAGUCAACAUGGGCCAGCAUCCCUGUGGAACGCUGUGAACACAUACAGAUGUAGGAUCGUCAUAUGAGCCAGUUUACUACAGCAGGAAAAUAAUCCUGCAGCAACAGGAAAUGUUAAUAGUUUUGUGGAUUAUAAUGAAGGGUCAUUUUUGUAGGGGUUGGUACAUUUUCCGUUAGGGCAAAUCAAGUCUGACAUUUUAAAGAGGAAAUUACAAACUUUAGAAGCCUUUUUAACCUUGAAUACACUACAAGUUAGCAUUUCCUGCUGUGCAGGAAACUUCCUGCAACAACAGGAUGAUCAAAUUUAAGAUAAGUCAUCUGUACACAUAAAAAAAUAUAUACACACGUGCACAGAAAGAAACAUAUACUCACUCACACAGAGAAAUAUACACGCUCACAUAGAGACAACUUUCUUAGAGCCUCUCUUUGUCUUCCAGGUAUAGACCAGGGUCAGAUGACCUAUGAGGGCCAGCACUGGCAUGCAGCCGAGUCGUGUUUCUGCUGUGCCCGCUGUCGGCUCCCCCUGCUGGGGCGGCCCUUCCUCCCGCGUGGGGGCCUCAUCUUCUGCUCCAGGCCCUGCUCCCUGGGAGAGGACCCAGAUAACUCAGACUCAUGUGACUCAGCCCUCCAGAGCCGGCCUCCACAGCACAGACGCUGUGAGACAGCAGAGAAGAUCCAGCAGUCGCAGCGCUGCUCCCCACAGCAACCACCAGAGGGAGCCAACAUCCCUGUUGUCCCAGGAAAAGACUGCGUUCAUGCUGCACAGGAAAAUAUAGGUAGGGGCCUACUGUACAUGCAUAUAUGCAGAUGGCAUUUACAUGUUAUGUAGGUCAUGCCUGAGCCUUUUUAUUUGCCCAGCAUGUAACAGCUAUGUAAUACUCAUACACAUACAAACAUAACAUAGCCUGCAGGGAAUGUAAUUGAAAUGAAGAAAGAUAAUUUGAGUUAUUUAGCAGGUUAUUUUAUCCAAGGCAACUUUGAUCAAAUUAUCAAAACAAUACCAUUUAGAAAUUGUCAAAGAUUACAUAGCCUUUUCUAUUCAAGCAAGGUGUUUUAUCUUCAUUUCAACUCUGUCUCCCAGGUGUUCCCAUCUCUACUAAUGUUCCAAAUGGAGUCCCCCCGCCACCCAAAGGUCAUCCUAACCUCAGAAGGUCCUACUCUCCACUUCCCCACUGUCGCUUAGCCAAUGGCUGGGCACCAUCUUGGCCUGUCGACCAAUCACUCAACAGUUUGCACCCUGGAGACUGUGGCAAGCAUCAAGGCAGUAGUCUGGAGUUUUUAGGAGAGCCCAACGGCUACGCUGGACACCCCCUCACCAGUUUCAGUAGAGGAACGUCUACAACAAAGGACUGUGGGAACUGGGUGGAGAAGAGUAGUCAAGUUACGCAAGGUAUUACACAUGGGUGAAUUGUUCUACAAAGUGCCACUUCAAGGCAAUGACAUGCAUAAUAAAUGUGGGUCUUAAGCUAAAGCAUUGUGUUCAGAAUGAAACAGUUAACUGUAGUGCUCUGUUAGAUACAAUUGGCCAUAAGAAAGAGUUGGUAGUAUUCUAUAAAUCCGUCUUCACAUCUUUCUCACCUCCUGUUAUUGUGAGUUGAUUGAACAGUAAUUGAAUCCUUUACCUUUUUAUGGAUUGAGGUAUUUUAUUUGUUCCCUCUCCCUCUUCCCAGUGUUUCCUCCCCCGAGGAACUCCUCCUUACCUGCAUCACUAAACCACCCCAGUCCUGCUGACCCGCCGCCCCUCCCACCCACUCUACCCACCAAGUCUUGUGAUUUGAUGACCAAGCCAAGUCUGCACCAACCAGAACCAAGCCCCCCUGACCAUAGCCCCCAAUCAUUUCGCAGUGGGACAGCCAGGGUCAGCUUUCGAGAGCCAAUCAGCUGCAGCUACUCUGUGAAUGAGGAGGAGGAGGAAGAAGAAGAAGAUGAGGAGGAGAAAGGAGAUGGGGAAGAAGAACAGGGGGAGGAAGAGGAUGGAGGUUUUGGGCGCAGAUUACAUAUGCAGAAGGGCAUUCCACCUCAAAUGGACCUUCUGGGUAAGAGACAAAUACCACUUUUUUUUAUUUUCCUUCUCCUGUUCUUUUUUAUUUUCUUCACAACUACCAACCGUCUCUAAUUUUCUGUGUCUCCUCACAGAUGGUUCAUACCAACAUCGUAGUUUACGGCGGGGGUGGAACCGCGGCCGCGUGGCCUCGGACUCCAUUCUCCACCUAGGCACAGAGAGACACUUCCAUUACUCUGUGCCUGAUCGGCCCCGUCUGGACGCUCUAGAAUGGAGAGGAGAGAGGGAGAGGGCUUCCCUCUCUUCCCCUGGCACCACAGAGCCCCUGUCACUCACCCUCCAGCCAGCCCAGUACAACAAACACGAGGACUCCUGCUCAACCUGCUCCUCCUCCUCCUCCUCAGAGGAAGAGGGUUACUUCCUGGGGCAGCCCAUCCCCCUGCCCCCCCAGCUAACCCGAAGGCCCCAGUCCGUGGAUGGAGAGAGGGAGGGAGAGGGGGACGGAGAGAGGGAGGGAGUAAAGGACAGGGGUUUGAGGAACAGCCUGAGAAGGAGGAGGAGGGCAAAUAGCCUUGGCGCAAAGGACAAAGACAACUGUGCAAUCUCCUAA